AUGUCUCUUUCACCAUUCCUCCGCUCUCCGUUCACGGACUUGACGGGAGGUAUUCACUCCCAUCAAAUGCUGGGUCGUUGCCAGAAGGAGGAGAGUCGUUACAUGGAGUGCUUGGAGGCCUACGGUCUUGAGCGCGGAAAGGUCAAAUGCGCACAUUUGUUUGAUGACUUCCAUGAAUGCCAGACCUCGAUGAAGCAGUACAAACGAUUCGUGAUGUUAGGUCGUUGCCAGAGGGAGGAGAUGGCAAUGAUGGACUGCUUGGAGGCGUAUGGGUUGGACCGAGGCCUAGUGAAAUGUAACUAUUUGGUCGAUGAUUUCCGCGAGUGCCACACCAAUAUGAAACAGUUCAAAAGAUUUUACCAACACGGUGUGAUGCAAAUGAAUAAGACGUCCGUCAGACAUAUCCAGCUCCCGGCAUAUUAUCGCCUCAUCAGGGACAAACAUCAAUACAUUAUGCAUACUCGGCAAGCGCUCGCUGUCGGCAAAGGUACUGAGAGAUUACCUGAUAGUUUUCGGCGUCGCCCAUUAACACCCUCAACACCAACACAAGAGGAAUCAGUAGAUAAAGAUUGGGCAUCUGGUAACCUCACUUACAAGGCGAAAUACAACGCUAUAAAACACAGUAUUAUAGAACCUUGGAGUGAAUUCGAAGAAAUUGCAGUAACUCCUCAGGUUAACUACACGCUAUGGAGUACGGAACUCAAGGAGGGAUCACCUAUAAUGUGGCGGAGAGGUGAAACGUUUCCACGGCAUGACGUAGUUCAAGUAAAUAAAACGUAUGAAAUCAAAAAGGACUUCCAUCCUAAUGAGGACCCUUCGGUUCUUGAUGGCAGGUUUACGUGGAACACGAAUGGAGAUGCUGACGUAUGCUUCGACGUUGUGAACUCUUGCGAGAAGUCCCACUUGGUACACAAAAAAGUUUGGCCCAACAACAGUAAAGAGCCGUAUGUGGUGUUUGACAAGCUGCCUGUGGAAGAUGAUUGCAUCAUACAUGUUAUAGGCUUGUACGGAACCACUAAAUUGACAUAUCGAACGCCCUCCUGCUAUCAGGACAACUGUGUGCCUCCUGAGAUCGAGCCAGAAAUGCCAGGCAACAUCACAAUAGCAGCGAUAGAAGACUUGUUCGACAGCUGGGAGGUGCACGUGAGCUGGGCCAAGCCAGAUCUUCUCCCUGACUCCUACCGCGUGACCCUGAUCAUCGACGGCGAGGAAACUCAGAUACUCACAUUACCUGGGGAUGCGACAGAAACGGUGUUUAGAAACGUUACAAGUAACAAGAAGUGGGGGUUUUUCAACGUGGAAAUCAAGUCUAAGCUGGGCAACAAGACAGCCACCACCAGCAGGGCAGCACAGUUCCUUGACACUGCGGAGGACGCGGCGCGCGACGAGGAUCAGGCGGGCGGGGCGGGCGUCGCGGCCGUGGGCGCGGGCUGCGCUGCGGCCGCCGCGCUGGCGCUGCUCUGCCGCUGUCGCCGUCGCAGGGACCACUUGCCUGUGCCGUCUUACAAACCGGACGACAAACCUUUGAAAGAAGGCGACACAGAUGUGCUAGAAGUAUGGAGCGAGACAGAAGACCGGUGGGAAGUGCGGGCAGACAAGCUCGUGUUACACGAAGUCAUUGGAGAAGGAGCAUUCGGUGUCGUACGCAGGGCCACGCUCGCGCCGCACUCCUUGCUCGUCGCUGUUAAAAUGCUUAAAGGAAAUCAGAUCAUUUCGUUCAGAGAUGGAGCUGAUGAAGAGCGUGGGCGUGCACCCGCACCUUGUGAGCUUGGUCGGUUGUUGCACCGGGAGGAGGCCGCUCAUUAUUGCGGAGUACUGCAGUCGGGGGGACUUGCUCAGUUACUUAAGGUACGAGGACCGUUCUUCGAUAUUAGAUGGAGAUUAUCCAUAGGUUAG
This is a messenger RNA of Spodoptera exigua (beet armyworm), 1896 nucleotides long. The record is from the annotation of a GenBank genome assembly. Lineage: Eukaryota; Metazoa; Arthropoda; Insecta; Lepidoptera; Noctuidae.